AGCGUUGGAUCAAGCGGUUUGCCGCUGAAAAGCACGGCCGCCUGGGCUUGUGCUGAGCCAGGUGAAGUCCAAAGCAGACCAAGCGGAGAUGGCGAACAUCUUCGAAAGGAAUCGUGCAGAGCUGGAAGAUCUGUGCAAGAGGCGAUUCUUCUUCCGGCAGGGCUCGGAGAUCUAUGGAGGUGUGAGCGGCUUCUAUACCUAUGGGCCACCGGGAUGCGCUCUAAAGACCAACAUCAUCAACCUCUGGCGGAGGCAUUUCAUCAUCGAGGAGAGGCUCAUGGAGAUUGAGGACACGAACAUCAUGCCGCACCCAGUGUUGAAGGCCUCCGGCCACGUGGAUCGCUUCAGCGAUUUCCUGGUUCGCGAUGUCUCGGAUGACAAGAAGUUCUACCGAGCCGACAAACUUUUGGAGGACGUGAUGGAGGACAAGCUCAAGGAGAAGGGCCUGGCGGCCGAGAAGGUGAAGGAGUACACGUUGGUCAGGAAUCAGGCGGACGCCUACUCCCAGGAGGAGAUCUCGGAGAUUUUCAGGAAAUACGACAUUCGCGCACCGGAGUCCGGCAACAAGCUCACCGAGCCCGAGCCCUUCAAUCUGAUGUUUCCGACGCCGAUUGGACCAUCGGGCCUCAUCCCAGGGUACUUGCGCCCUGAGACUGCUCAAGGCAUUUUUUUGAACUACAAGUUUUGCCUCGAGCAGAAUCAGAACCGCCUGCCCUUCGGCGUGGCGCAGGUUGGGAAGUCCUUCAGGAACGAGAUCGCGCCGCGGCAGGGACUGACGCGGCAGCGCGAGUUUACGCAGGCAGAGAUUGAGUGGUUUGUGAAGCCUACGGCCAAGCAGCUCAAGAAGUUCGAGGCGGUGAGCUCUGAGCAGAUGAUGCUUUUCUCCUCAGACCUGCAACUCGCGGGGAAGUCCGCGGAGACCAUUACCAUUGGAGAGGCUGUCAAAAGCGGCAUGGUGAACAAUGAGACCCUGGGCUACUUCAUGGCGAGGACUGGUCUCUUCCUCACCAGCAUCGGCGUCAAGCCGGAGCAUCUCCGCUUCCGCCAGCACCUCCCCACAGAGAUGGCCCACUACGCCUGCGACUGCUGGGAUGCUGAGAUCGAGACCUGCUAUGGCUGGCUGGAGUGCGUCGGAAUUGCCGACCGCUCCUGCUUUGAUCUCAAUGCCCACGCCAAGGCGGCGAAGGUGGAUUUGGCCUUCAGGGAGAAGCUGGAUCAGCCAAUUGAAAUGGAAGUGCUGAGACUGAAGAAGGACGCUGGAGUCGCCAUGAUGAAAGCCUUCAAAAAGAGUGGCCGUGUAGUCAAGGAGUGGGUUGAGAAGCUCCCUCAAGAAGAGCUGAAGGCUCUAAUCGACGAGGCAACAAAGGAUGGCAAAGCAGUGAGGACUGUUGAAGUGGCUGACGACCAGACUGAGGAAUGCACCUUCCUCCCGGAGCACUUGGUUUGUGAGACCAAGAAGGUCUGUUCAAAAGCGGGCUGCCUUUUUGACUUACAGGAGAAGCAGUCCACAGUGCAGUUCACCCCAGGUGUGGUUGAGCCCUCCUUUGGCAUCGAUCGCAUCCUCUUCUCGGUGCUGGAGCACUCCUUCUAUGUGAGGCCCAAGGACGAAAGCGACGAGGAGAAGCAGCAGAAGAACGUGCUGCGGUUCUCGCCCAACAUUGCGCCCUACAAGAUGACCAUUUUGCCCCAGGACCAGAGAGUCCAGCGUACGGACAAGUACGCCGAGUUGAUGCAACUCAUGCAGAGUGGGGCCGCCUUGUGCGGCCACACCUGCACGGUAGAUGACAGCAGCGCCACUUUGGGAAAGAGGUAUGCCAGGAACGAUGAGGUGGGCAUCCCUUUCGCCUGCACCGUAGACUUUACAAGCUUAGAGGAUUCCACGGUGACUUUGCGAGAGCGUGACUCCACAGAGCAGAUCCGCCUGCCGGCGGCGGAGGUUGCGGCCCUUUUGGACCAGCUCUGCCUGAGGAGGACAACUUGGAAAGAUGCACAAGCUCGCUAUCCCGCACGUUCGGCUGGCUACCCGUGAGAGUGAGCCUGGUAAGACAAUUUCCAUAGGAAGAGACUGGCUGUGCAGUGUGCAGUGUACAGAUCUUUAGCCGGAUGUGUGCAGUUUCAGAUUGGUGCAGUCAGUAGAGUAUGUUAUGUUUGGCA
Molecule: messenger RNA, 2154 nt
Organism: Effrenium voratum
Lineage: Eukaryota; Dinophyceae; Suessiales; Symbiodiniaceae
Source: the annotation of a GenBank genome assembly